AUGUAUCCCACUGUAAUGUCACAGAUCCAUCUUUCUUCCACAGAAGAAGAAGAAGAAGAAGAAUACCUCCACUCUCACUUUUGCAGAGACCUGAGCAGUUUCCAGCAGGGCUGUCUAAAUAAGUGUGUUAACCAAGAAAAACUGUCAAAGCUUCAAGCCCAAGUGCGGAUUGGAGUAAAGGGCUUGCCUCGUAGAAAGAAGAAGGUGGUUUACAGGACGGCAACAGCUGAAGACAAAAAGCUCGCAAAAGAAGUUGGUUGUCAACCACAUAGCUGGAAUCGAGGAGAUACGUUUCUAAGACUCGGGCGCUCUGCUUCGUGCGAACAUUUACGCAUUAGGACCCAACUUUUGUUUUUUCCACAGGUCAACGUGAUCAAAGAUGACGGAACUGCAAUCCAUUAUAACAACCCUAAAGUUCAGGCUCUGUCUGCCAACACCUUCGCCAUCUCAGGUCAUGCUGAGACCAAGCGGCUAACAGAGAUGCUUCCCCGCAUUCUUAGUCAGCUGGGAGCAGAAAGCAUCAGCAGCCUGCGCAAACUGGCUGAACACUUUCCACGGCAAGCUCUUGACAGCAAGGCUCUAAGAGUAGAGGACAUUCAGGAAGAGGAUGACGACGCUCCAGAUCUGGUAGAGAACUUCGAUGAAGCAUCAAGAAACGAGGCGGACUGACGCAUGAGGUUCACAUUCUCGUGAACUGGACCGUUAAUGAAGCAGAAACCUCCCUGUGUUCAAGUCUUACUUAAAUCUGUGAACCAUCAGAAACUAUCUCACAGACUUUUUUUUAAAAUGUCCUGCUGACGGCUGAGGAUGAAUUAUUUGUGCAUUUGUGAAAAAGCGUAAACAAGCCCCACUUUUGCAUCCAUCAUCAGCACCAGAACCCAGUGCACACAUCUUAAUAGUUUAAAGUACCAAAUAAAAGUGAUUCAGGUUUCUUAAA
Messenger RNA from Nothobranchius furzeri (turquoise killifish), 937 nucleotides. It is a transcript of the gene btf3l4, whose product is annotated as basic transcription factor 3-like 4. The record is from RefSeq and is a predicted model, not a curated record. Lineage: Eukaryota; Metazoa; Chordata; Actinopteri; Cyprinodontiformes; Nothobranchiidae. Gene Ontology annotation, cellular component: cytosol; nascent polypeptide-associated complex.